GACCGUGAUAAUUUAGAAGGUCACGUGACUUAAUCCAUCAAUGUAGGUAAUAUGGCGGUUAUUCAUCAACCAGGUAUGAACGGAGACAUACCAAAUUUCUCGAUUGGUUCCAGAGGAGACGAUGCCUACGUCUCUGGGAAUCUCCAAGAGGAGAUUGAAAAUAUUCAACGUAUCAUCACUGCAUUGCGAAAGAAGCUUGAGGCUAUCAAUGAGGAAUUCGGUGGACAUCAGCAUCCACCAGCUCUUUAUGUACAGGAAUAUGAGGAACUUGCCAACAAAAUUCACUACUACCAGCUGCGAGAACAGAGACUUCAAGAACAGAUGAGUGUGGGAGGUGGGUCGCCCCCACCGUCCCCGCCCCACAGCAAGUCACAGCCCGAGGAGCCUCUGUUGUCUCCGGGACCUCCGUUAACCCCGAGCAAUAGCAACAGUAAUCCGCGGAUGCCUCCAGUGGGGCAGCGAAGUCCUCAGUUGGGUCCCAGAUCAACCAAUGCACACAUCAAGGCUCACCUUCCCAACAGUAUGGUUACCACGGUUCUUGCAAUUCCGGGUACCACCCUCAAAGAUGGUCUCACUAAAGCCAUGAAGAGGAGACAGUUAGAUGCGUCAAAGUGCCAGGUGUUCCGACACAAAACAAGAAUCCAGUUGACAUGGAACACGGACAUGAUGGAACUGGCUGGCCAAGAGGUGUCUGUUGAGUUGAUAGAGCCUGAUGAAGAAAAUGGGUCCACGAGAUCCGUACCCCGAGCUGUUGUGCUCGCCCACAAUUAUGGCAGAAAGACAUAUUUCUCCUUAACCUUCUGUGAUAUUUGCCGCAAUCUCCUGUUCCAAAGUAUUCGUUGCCAAACCUGUGGUCUCAAAUUUCACCAACGCUGUGAGGAUAAGGUCCCUCGUAACUGUCAGGGAGACCUGGAGGUUUAUCUACGCGCUCAGAGAGACAACUCUCGGGAAAUCCUUCGCCAGAUACUGUCAGACCACCACCAGUCUGGUAGUAAACAGCAAAGUCAAGGUUACUCUAAAGGAGGACACCAAAGUCGCGCAGUAGCACCUCAGCUGGGCCAGCGGGAGAGGUCCACGUCUGCCCCCAAUGUCUGUGCCAAUAUGAUCGAUAACAGUGAUAUGAAUUCACAGGAGUGUCUUCGACGAUUUAGAGAGCUUCAAAAUGUCCACGCAAGGUCGCAGUCAAAUGUUGUUCCGGGUUAUCGAUAUAGUUUCUAUAAGGACAAGCGACACGCUAGUGAUAGCAGUGCUUCCUUUUCCAAAAACCUCCCCUUGUGUCAGAGCAGAGGUCAACAAUGCCACACCCUCACCCUUCCCUCCCAAAGUCCCAGUGGAAGUCCAACAAAAAGUGCUCAGUCAUCCCCCACAAGUGCUACUAAAGUCCGACCUAGAGCGAAGUCUGUGGACACAGAUCCUGCAAAGAGAUCUAGAGCUCGCCGAGAUUCAAAUGAAGAUUGGGAAAUUCCCAACUCAGAAAUCAUGUACGACAGACAAAUUGGUUCAGGGUCUUUUGGAACUGUGUUCAAAGCUCACUGGCAUGGACCUGUCGCUGUGAAGAAAUUGAACGUGACUGAUCCCACGGAUGCUCAGAUGCAAGCCUUCAAGAAUGAAGUUGGAGUACUCAGAAAAACUCGGCACCUGAACAUUCUCCUGUUCAUGGGCCUGGUGUCCAAACCCCACCUGGCCAUUGUGACCCAGUGGUGUGACGGGCACAGUCUCUACAAGCAUCUGCACGUGCAGGAGACCAAGUUUCGCGUGGACCAGCUCACCAUGAUCGCCAAGCAAACCGCUCAGGGCAUGGACUAUCUCCAUGCCAAGUCCAUCAUCCACAGAGAUUUAAAAUCAAACAAUAUCUUUUUGACUGAGGUGUGCACAGAAAAUAUGACAGUGAAGAUUGGAGACUUCGGCCUGGCUACUGUGAAGACCCGCUGGAGUGGUUCCCACAUGUUCCAACAGCCUUCUGGCUCAAUAUUGUGGAUGGCACCAGAAGUCAUCAGAAUGAAAGAGCAAAAUCCCUACACAUUCCAGUCAGAUGUGUAUGCCUUUGGUAUAGUGAUGUUUGAGUUGAUGACUGGCUCUUUGCCGUAUGCCCAUAUCAAUAACAAAGAUCAGAUUCUUUUCAUGGUGGGCAAAGGCUAUCUGCGACCUGACCUGGCGUGGUGUCGCUCAGACACUCCGAAACAACUGAAGAGAAUCAUGCAAGACUGUGUGGACUUGAACAGAGACGGGCGGCCGCUAUUUCCUCAGAUUCUGGCCUCACUGGAAGCUCUGUAUAUGUCCAUACCCAAAAUCAAGCGCAGUAAAUCGGAGCCCACUAUUCAUCGGACGGACUCGUUUGACUUAGACUUUAAGUACAUGUGUGCCUCGCCCAAAACCCCCAUCAACAGCCAGUUCAACACAAAGUUUCUGUUCUCCGGGGGGAACAUCUGACACUUUGAGCAGUCCGUUGCUAACCCGUCAUACUUCAGCGCCCUGGACUAUUUGCACUGACCGCUGCCCAUUGUCAGGUGACAAAUGAAGGCGAGUGGAGGAGAGGAGCAAGGGGAAGGGCCACGGCUGGAUGGAGCAGCAGAGCGAGCCUGGAGUUGGGGGCAGGGUGGAGGCUGGCCGUUGACUUAUGGAAUGCAUGCGGGCAUUGAGUGCUGCAGUAGUGGCUGUUGAUGGAUGAUCUCUCACCGAGGGUUGUUUUGAGCUAUGCUCACACGUGGUCAGGGCGGGGCGGGGCGAUUCCAGGAGUAGGUGGUGGGCCCCUCCUCCCCCUCUGAUAUAAGGAAUGCAGGGAAGAGGUUCAUGAGAUGAAUCCAAAUGAUGUUUGCGAUGGUGUGCCAGCCUGCAUGUAUGUCUUGUGUGUCUCAGAUACCAACAGAUCAAUUACUUUAAUGACGCAAUGAGAUUGGGGUGGUUUUUAAAGGGGUUUUUUCGUUGUUUUUUUAAUAAUAUGUUGCUACUGAUUUGGCUUUGUUUGUAACAGGGAGUUGAAUGUGUGCCCAGGUUUUGUUGUUUUAUUUUUGUUUGGUGUUUUGGCUGGGUCUGUUGAUUGUCAUGUUGUUUUUGGGUUGUUGUUUUUCCUAAUCGCACCGAGAUCUUGAUCUCUUAGAAUAAUGGGUACAUGUGACACUGAAUAUGUGAAGAUGACAAACCAAUGUUAGCAAGCAGUAUAUUUUCACCUCUACUCUUGGACUGAUAUUAGCUAGCAGCGUACUGUCACUUGCGCCCCUGGUGCUUCACCACCAGUUGUCUUUUCACGCUCUCUAUUCCUGCAGGGUUUACAUGCUGCACCGUGGAUGUGUGGCAUCAAGUAUCUGGCAUUACUCAGGCACGGCUUAUCACAGAUUUUUGGUAGACAUGAAAAGGAGUAAAUAUGAAUUUUGUGAAAAAUCAAAUGCAGUCAAACCUCAUUAUUUUCAAAUUCCAAAACACCAGACCUAGGGCCCCAUACAAGAAAGGAAUUAUCGUUGCUAUUUUUCUCCUUGAGUUUGUCCAUGAUUGCACACGCACAUUUGCUGGGUACGCAUUUUUCUGUAUUUCCCUUAAUUGUAGAGGUAGCACCCUGGAUAAAAAUGAACUUUUAUGUCAGGUGGAUGGUCUUAAAAAGGUCAGUGUGUGUACCGACUUCUCGCAGGGAAUCUGUCCUGAAUAAAUAUUGAUUUCUGUCAGAGGAGAGUUACUUUCGUGAUCCGAGUUCAAUGAUUAAAUGUGAAAGUGAAAGCAGAAUGACUCAAGUUGGCAUGUUUUCAAAAUCCAGAGAGCAGUUAGAAGAGCUAACUUAAAAGACAUAUAUACGACUCAUAUAUGCUUGAGACCUUCUGGCUUGGUCCAUUUGAAUAUAUCUAAGGUCCAGAUAUGUUCGACUUGUGCGAGUUUUAACACUUACAGCACUGUCAUGCCAUAGAAUGUGCUCACUACCGCUGGCGACUUUAGUCAUCAACGCAACCAGGCACACUAAACAUAAUUACACAAUGAAUGGACACACUGCACUGAACUGAGUACUAAAGGAAGUCACUCUAUAUUAUAGCCGAAUGGUUGAUGAACCUCUAUGAAUUUUUAAAACGUGUUUCUUGGGCUGCCAAGGUUUUUUAAAUUAAAAAUAAUUCUAUCUAUGCAUUAGCGUUUUAAACUGGUGCUGUACUUGAGGGUUUUUCACUCUAUGAGCCUGCGGUACUGUAAGUGUCAAGGGUCAAAUCUGAGUUGGGGUCUGAAAGUUUGUUUUUUUCCCUGGACUACAAAGGAUAAUCUUUUGGCUCUGUAGACUAAGGCACAUAAAUGAGUGUGUCCCUGCCCGCGGCCCAACGAGGGUGUCUGGUCAGAACAGAAGCCUCGCGGGACACCUCUCACGGCAUUUGCCACCAUCUGUAGCCGCAGUCGUUGUUUUUGUUUUACUAACUGUAGAUUUGUUUGUAGGUCUGUGAUCAAAAUGGCUGUGGUUAGUUAAUUUAAGUAUUUUUAGAACAUUUUUCUCAAGUUUGGUUUAUGAAAAAAAAAUCCUUUUUUUAUGCUUACCUUAACACCAAUUUCAUUUUAGUAGUUUGAAAAGGUUUUACAGUCAAACAUAUGUGUGUUUUGAUACAACCAUUUACUUUUCUUUUUGAAAGAUUACAAGUCCAAGUCCUCCUGAUUCACUGGGUGAAAAGAUAUUUGUUUUUUCCUUUUCUAUGAAAAAGGUUCAGGCUGUAUAUUAUAUAUACUUCUAGCACUAGGAUUUAUAUAUAUCUAGGUCAGUAUUUGAUGACCUGAGAACUAACAUAAGUGAGCAUGAGAGGUGGUUUUGGUGAAAUUGAUCAAAAAAUGGGUUUGGAAUAAUGAGGACUCGUGCACUUUUUCUCUAGCUGUGUCAUAGGGACUAUGAUUAAUUAUAGACAGUGCUGAAUAAAGUGAAUCCACUAGAU
Messenger RNA from Aplysia californica (California sea hare), 4886 nucleotides. RefSeq names its product serine/threonine-protein kinase A-Raf. The record is from RefSeq and is a predicted model, not a curated record. Gene Ontology annotation, molecular function: ATP binding; protein kinase activity. The transcript is spliced from 17 exons. Bases 52 to 2430 code for a protein of 792 amino acids. Gene Ontology annotation, biological process: protein phosphorylation; signal transduction. Lineage: Eukaryota; Metazoa; Mollusca; Gastropoda; Aplysiida; Aplysiidae.